AUGACCAUUGCCCAAUUCCUAGCCAUAAAUAAUCUCAGAAAUCCCCAAAGAUUGAAAACACAUGCACCCAAACAAAAUUUAAAAUCCACUGCCCCCGCCUCUCCAGAACAUUCUCCUAUUCCAAAAUGUUCCCCAGCCCCAAAUCAAGAAUAUUUUCCAGUUCAAGAACGUUCUCCAGUUCGUUUGCCUUCUCCUUCCCAAAACCAAGAACCUUCUCCACUUCAAGAACGUUCUCCUGCUCAACCUCCCUCUCCUUCACAUCAUCAAGAACAUUCUCCAGAAGGAGACUCUUCUCCAGUUCUUACUCCUUCUCCCUCCCCAAAAACCAAAUGUUCUCCUACUCUAGAGCGUUCAUCUUCCUCAACAUUUGAAUAA
Molecule: messenger RNA, 375 nt
Organism: Cicer arietinum (chickpea)
Lineage: Eukaryota; Viridiplantae; Streptophyta; Magnoliopsida; Fabales; Fabaceae
Source: RefSeq, a predicted model, not a curated record